Molecule: messenger RNA, 921 nt
Organism: Morus notabilis
Lineage: Eukaryota; Viridiplantae; Streptophyta; Magnoliopsida; Rosales; Moraceae
Product: MADS-box protein FLOWERING LOCUS C-like
Exons: 7
Coding region: 123-770 (215 amino acids)
Biological process (GO): positive regulation of transcription by RNA polymerase II
Cellular component (GO): nucleus
Molecular function (GO): DNA-binding transcription factor activity, RNA polymerase II-specific; protein dimerization activity; RNA polymerase II cis-regulatory region sequence-specific DNA binding
Source: RefSeq, a predicted model, not a curated record
GGAAUCAGUUUUCGCUUACAGAGAGGGAGAGUAGCACCACAGACAAAAGAAAAGGAGGAGAGAGGAAUUAUCAAAAAAGGAAAAAGAGGAGAGAGAAACUAGAGAGAGAAUUAGGGCUGAAAAUGGGGAGGAAGAAGGUGGAGCUGAAGCGAAUCGAGGACAAGAGCAGCCGCCAAGUGACCUUCUCUAAGCGCCGCAACGGACUCAUCAAGAAGGCUCGCGAGCUCUCUGUUCUAUGCGACGUCGACGUCGCUCUCCUCGUCUUCUCCAGCCGCGGCAAGCUCUACCACUUCUCCCGACGUAAUGAUUUGGCCAGUGUACUGGAGCGUUAUAAUAAGCGGUAUGAAGAAGACAACUGCAUCAACAAUGGAGCUAGUUAUGGCGCUGAAAGUGCAAAUUUACUGUCGCACUCUGAGAUACACCAAAUAGUUAAAAGGUAUCUUGGAGAUUCAGAUCUUGAGCAACUAAGUGUACCUGACCUGGUGCAACUCGAGAAACACCUUGAUGUUGCACUUGCACAAACUAGAUCUAGGAAGACACAAUUCAUGAUGGAAUCAAUAGUUUUCCUGCAGGACCAGGAAAAGAUGCUGAAAGAAGAAAGGGAGCAGCUACAAAAAAAGAUUGCAGCAAUGGAAGCUGGAAUCAAUGACAAUGACAACAACAAUAACAAUAACAAUAACAAUAACCAGCCGGUGAUAAGGAUUGAUGAAGAUAACGAUUUUUCGUCUCAAUCGCCGCAACAUCCAACGCUUCAUCUGCUUCACAUGUAGACCAUGAAAUAUGUCCUUAUCACUUCUAACACCAGCCACGAAGCCAACCUUUCGAACAACCUUAAGAAAAUGUAUUGCAAUAUGGUCCAUCAGAAAUAAGCUAAGCGCUAGCAAGCGUUUCCCCUACUGCCAUAAAAUGCUUCUACUCUAA